This is a messenger RNA of Papaver somniferum (opium poppy), 2673 nucleotides long. RefSeq names its product probable serine/threonine protein phosphatase 2A regulatory subunit B''gamma. Gene Ontology annotation, cellular component: protein phosphatase type 2A complex. The record is from RefSeq and is a predicted model, not a curated record. Gene Ontology annotation, molecular function: protein phosphatase regulator activity; calcium ion binding. Gene Ontology annotation, biological process: protein dephosphorylation. NCBI's taxonomy places the organism in Eukaryota, Viridiplantae, Streptophyta, Magnoliopsida, Ranunculales, Papaveraceae. The transcript is spliced from 13 exons. Bases 473 to 2101 code for a protein of 542 amino acids.
CUUUUUUCUUUCGUUCUCUGUUCUCUCUGCCUUUCUGUUUUAAGGGUUUCGAGGUCUCGAAUCUUUCUCUUCAACGAAGAAGAAUUACCAGAUAAAAACAUACACCCCUAGAAAUCGCAUCUGAUCUCUCUCUUUAAUAUCCACGAGUUUCUGGGAUUUCAUUCCAAGAUUUAAAGCUUAUUUUGAUCCAUGAAGUAAAAUAGAGGUGAAGAAGAUUUGUACAUUUUGUUAGUUUUGCUGGCUUGAAAUCUUCGGUUCUGUAUAUCAGGUAAUUUAAUUUCCUGGGUUGGAGAUUUGUUCGGUUCAGAAGGGAAGACAAAAUGGUGUCAAUUGGAAGAAAAUUUUGUUGAUAAUAAGUAUUGAGUUCGAGGGGAAGAAAGAAGAUAUUGUUUUGUGGAUAAUAGGUAUUCAGUUUGAGAUCCAGGGAUUUUAUUGAUUUUUUUGUGUGCAUGAAAUUUAGAAUUAGGGUUUGAUGGAUAUGGAUGAAGUAAGGGGGGAUGUAGCAUCCCUAGAUAUUGAUUUAUUGCAGUUACCUGAGUUGUCUCCAAUAGCACUUAAAUCAAAUCCUCACAUUGCUGAAGAGUUGUUCUCAAAGUGGCUUUCACUACCUGAAACCAAUCGACUGGUGAAAUCUUUGCUUGACGAUGCUAAAGCGGGGUCUCCCCUCAAUGUGGCAGGGAGUUCUAGUAGCUCUACUGCUGGUUCGGGCAAUUUACUGCCUUCAAUGUUUCCAGCAGGCAGUGCACCUCCCCUUUCACCUAGAAGUUCAUCUGGUUCUCCGCGUUUUAUGAAACGCCAAGGCGUUGGUCCCUCUUCUUUAGGUUCUCCUUUAAAAUUAGUGAAGGAGCCAGUAAGAGAAGUCAUACCCCAGUUCUACUUUCAAAAUGGUCGCCCGCCACCAAAUGAACUGAAACAGCAAUGCUUGGCCAGAAUUAAUCAGAAUUUUGCUGGGCACUUAGACACUGGGCUUCAAGUUCAUGAAUUUAAAUUAGUGACAAAGGACAUCUGCAAGUUGCCAUCAUUUUUUUCUAGCUCUCUUUUCAAAAAGAUUGAUGGGAACUGUACUGGUGUUGUCACAAGGGAUGCAUUUGUUGAUUGCUGGAUCAAUGGCAACAUGUUGACUAUGGAUAUAGCAACCCAAAUAUUUACAGUUCUGAAGCAACCGGAUCGUAGAUACCUCACUCAGGAAGACUUCAAACCUGUUUUACGAGAACUUUUGGCUACUCAUCCUGGUUUAGAGUUUUUACAAAGCACGCCAGAGUUUCAGGAAAGAUAUGCGGAAACUGUCAUAUACAGAAUAUUUUUCUAUGUGAAUAGAGCAUGGAAUGGCCGUCUUACCUUGCGGGAGCUGAAACGUAGCAAUCUAAUUACUGCAAUGCAACAUGCUGACGAGGAAGAGGAUAUCAACAAGGUUUUGAGAUACUUCUCAUAUGAACACUUCUAUGUUAUAUACUGCAAGUUUUGGGAGCUUGACAUGGACCAUGAUUUCUUGAUCGAUAAAGAGAACCUUAUCAGAUAUGGUAACCACGCCCUUACAUAUCGAAUCGUGGACAGGAUUUUCUCUCAGGUCCCUAGAAGAUUUACUUGCAAGGUUGAGGGGAAGAUGGGAUACGAAGAUUUUGUUUAUUUCAUGCUAUCGGAGGAGGAUAAAUCAUCUGCACCCAGUCUAGAGUAUUGGUUCAAGUGUAUAGAUUUGGAUGGAAAUGGUGUCCUAACAUCCAACGAAAUGCAGUUUUUUUAUGAGGAGCAGUUGCAUCGCAUGGAGUGUAUGGCCCAGGAGCCUGUGCUCUUUGAGGAUAUUUUGUGCCAGAUGGUUGAUAUGGUUGGACCAGAGAAUGAAUGCCAUAUUACGCUGCGUGAUUUGAAGGGUUCCAAACUGUCAGGAAAUGUAUUCAACAUCCUUUUCAAUCUUAACAAGUUUAUGGCUUUUGAAACACGUGACCCGUUUUUGAUUCGUCAGGAACGUGAAGAACCAACUUUGACAGAGUGGGAUCGCUUUGCACAUAGAGAAUAUAUUAGGCUUUCAAUGGAAGAAGAUGGUGAAGACGCCUCUAACGGAAGCGCAGAAGUUUGGGACGAAUCACUUGAGGCUCCAUUUUGAGCUCAAGCAGAUGGGUUGACUAGAAAAAUUGUUGGACACUUGCUUGCAUGAACACAGUUUGCACCAAAAUUGAGAUUAUCUUCAGACAGGGAAUACUCCUACAAUCUUAGAAGAAGCAACCUUCAACAACCGUUAUUGUCAUGGAGAAGUCUGGGCAUGGAUAUGUGAAGUUUAAACUUGUUGUGCAUCUUUCCUGGCUGACAAGCAAGAUGAGCUCCUGUGCUGCUCGUUGAAGAACAGUGAAUCAGCAGAUUCAUCAUGGAAGAGGAGCUCCAGUUGUUGAUUGGUGAUUAUUCAUCUUCAUCUUCCAGUAACAACAUUGGUUUCAGGAUGCAUUUUUUUGUCAUAAUUUUUUGGAAAUUCAGUUCGGUUAUGGUUGUUUUUUCUUUGUAAAACUCCUCGAUGUUCGGUUUGUGGGAAGUGCGGGUUGUGUUUUCGUGUCAUGUGGCUUUUGUUAUUUUUACUCUUGGGGGGUCCGAUAGAAGUUGUUUGGCCUCUAAUCUCAUAGUUUUUUUUAACUAAGAACUGUUCACCGUGGUUCUCAAAUAUUAAUAUACUGCCCUUACUUCCUA